Molecule: messenger RNA, 2149 nt
Organism: Amborella trichopoda
Lineage: Eukaryota; Viridiplantae; Streptophyta; Magnoliopsida; Amborellales; Amborellaceae
Product: putative membrane protein At4g09580
Biological process (GO): autophagosome assembly
Cellular component (GO): endoplasmic reticulum
Source: RefSeq, a predicted model, not a curated record
CUCUCUAAUGCUCAAUUAAUCUGGCCUGCUCUCCCUUGAGGCUAUAAAUUUCGCACUGGACCAUCAUCAUCAUCGUCUCUCUCUCCUUCCAAAUUCAAAUCCAGAUUCACGAUUAAAAUCGAGCUUCAGGCUACUCUCACAAGUCUCAAGAACCUCUCUCUCCGUCAUCAGGCGUCGGGUUCCGGUGUUGUGGCUCCUCACUGGCGAUGGACUCAUCAUUUUAGACCCUAAUCUCUGUCUGUAUACAAUUUCCAUACACAACGCCGUUAUAUAUCUAAACUCUAGAUCUCUCAUCCUUUUCAAACCCCAAGAAAUGCUCCUCUUUAUGCGGUGCCAUAAAUACCCAAUUCAUCAUCUAUCUGAAAACUCUGUAUCCAUUUCUCUCUCUAUUCAUGGUGCUCUAGUUUCUUCACACCUCAAUUUUUCUGAUCAUGUAUUAGAGGGAUAAUAAGUAUUUCACCCAUUGUUCUUUUCUCUCUCUCUAUUUACGUUUUUGUAUAAUCUUGUAUCUCUCUCUCUCUCUCUCUCUCUCUCUCUCUCUCUCUCUCUCUUGUUUGCUUGGUGUCUUCAUUUGUAUUGAUUCCUUCUGAAGUAACAUUUGCAAAGUACCAAUUCUCUAUCGAGGGAAUAUUGGGGUCCUUGAAUUAGGUUUUUGGUAUCUGCUGGUCGGGAUUCUAUUGGCCAAGGUUCGAUGGAUUCAAUCCAAUGAAUCACUUAUGAUACCUUCUUUUGCUUUAAAAAAUCAAUGGUAGCCUUCUUAUCAGAAGCACUAAAUUGCAGAAACUGGUUUUGGGGUGUUCCAAUAUUCACAAAUGAGAUUUGGGAAAUCCUUGAUACCAUGUUUUUAAUGGUGGGUAGGGCUCACAAUGAAGGUUAAGGCAUCCUGGUCCUCAUCGUACCUUCCAAACAAUCUAACAAUGGCAGCUCCAAGAAUUGUGAUCACUGAUGUUGGGAGGCAAAGGGAUGAAGAGAGUGCCAAAGAAACACCCACAAAUAAGAAGCCCUUUAGUGGGAAACCAGAGGGGAGGUUUCCAUUGUCUCAAUGGGAAUUAGCAGCUGCUUUGAGUGUGGUUUUGCUCUUUACCAUGGGUUUAUUUUGCAUCUACUUAACCAUGCCUCAUGCUGAAUAUGAUAAGAUUCUUAGGUUGCCCCGCAAUCUUUCGGAUCUCCGAGUCCUCAAAGAUCACCUUGCAACAUAUGCUAAGGAUUAUCAAGCACAAUUUAUGCUUGGUUACUGUUCUACAUACAUAUUCAUGCAAACAUUUAUGAUUCCUGGCACCAUAUUUAUGUCGUUGCUGGCUGGAGCCCUUUUCGGUGUCAUACGAGGUGUUGCUUUAGUUGUUUUCACUGCAACUACUGGGGCCUCAUCCUGUUAUUUUCUGUCCAAGUUAAUAGGCAGGCCUCUCGUUUUCUGGUUAUGGCCUGAGAAAUUGAGAUUUUUCCAGGCUGAGAUUGCAAAGCGCAGAGAAAAGCUGCUUAAUUAUAUGCUCUUUUUGAGGAUAACACCCACUUUGCCUAACACAUUUAUCAAUGUGGCAUCUCCAAUUGUUGAUAUACCUUUUCAUAUUUUCUUUACUGCAACACUGUUUGGACUUAUUCCUGCUUCCUACAUCACUGUCAGGGCUGGCCUUGCACUUGGGGAUCUGAGAUCCGUCAAGGAUCUCUACGAUUUUAAGACUCUUGCUGUCCUGUUUCUUAUCGGCUCUGUAUCCAUAUUCCCGACCAUUCUGAAAAAGAAGCGGACAUAUGAAUGAAGCCAUACCUUUCUUCCCUUCUGACCAUGAGAAAGUGUUUUAUUGGAUGGAAUUAGUUACAUGUGGGAGUGAGUUCCUCUCAAUCUAUGAAGGUACUGAACCAAGUGCCUUAAUCAACGCAGCUUUAGGAUUGACUCAAGAUAAUUUUCACUGGUAUACAUAAUGGUUUUCUUUUUCUUCCGCUGUUAUCCUUUUAUGUUUCUUCCUCUUUGGUAGUUCUUACGGAAGGAUGAACUAAUUGUUGCAAUUUUUUGUAUGGUUUCUUUCUGUGCCCUAUUGGGCUUUAUUUAGCUGUAAUCUUGAGGAUAGGUAACAAAUUGAUGUUUCUUAUUUGGGACAAGUGUACAAUAGCCCCUACCAUAGUCAUAUUGUCUCUUGGGAAUUCUUCAUCAUCA